AGAGAGAAGGGAGCUUGUGGGCGGAUCGCCUCCCGGGACAAACCGCCGAACAGUGUGAAAGUAACUGCGGGAGAAAAGGGGGACGGAGACUGUGGCGGAUCAGGACACGUUUUGCUUGAUUUUUUUUCUUCGUAGAUAAGCAGAAGAUAAGGACACCUUUCUCGUUUUAAAGCUUGCAUCUCCAACCUGCCAUCCACCGGGCAUCCAGUCCGGGAGAGAUGCGGAGAGAGGAGGAGGAGGAGAGGUCAAAACAAAGUCACUUCUGUUCCUAAAGACGGGGAAGAAGAAACCGGGAUCAAGCUGUGAUUUGAUCUUUCUCUCUCUUUUUUUUAUUCUCACAUUGUUAUAAUAUUGUUUUUUUUUUUAUUUUUUUCUGAUUGUGGACGAUCUUGGGACGCAUAAACCAUCGCGGGAUUAUUUAUAUUCUUAUUAGUCCUAAUCUGGGAGAAGCCUAAUAUCAGAUGCAAGGAUCUAUGUGUUCAGGAGUGAAAUGUGGUGCUUCACGAUGACGGGCAGCUGCUGAGCAUCCACGGGAAAAUACGACCACCUGAGCAAAAAUAACUAAGUGUUUUAUUUAUUUAUUCUACUAACUAUAGUUCCGUUCCUCACACACUGGAUCUGAGAGAGGAUCAGCUCUGGGGCGGCUGAGUGUUUCCCCGAUUAACGGAGUGUUCACAGAAAUGAGCGCGCACAGAGGAGGAGGAGGAGGUGGUGGCGGCGACACGCCGGUUUAACGGCGUCUCUAUUCCUGCGCCCCCCUCAACACACCCUCUAGAGGAUCACCAGCUGACAAUCAGUGGACUGCUGCAGGUUAGAAGGAAAAAGUGGGGGGCGCGCCUUUGUGGUGCAAACUCAACGGGAACUCAACUGAAACGCCUUGUUUCACCASCCCACCAUCAGCAUCCUAGAGGAGCCCGCGGCGCGACCAUCCUGGCGCGGCACGAACCCAGAAGGGUGGAAGAGGGGAUUUAAAAUAAAGUGGAUAUGAUUUUUUUUCUCUUUUUUUUUCUAUUUUUGGCUUGAAUAAAUAUAUUUUAAAAAAGACCAGAAUGAGGAUUAUUGAGCAGCCCCGUUGCUGAAACGAGAUCACCUGUUUCAAGUGAGGAGAUAUUACCUAACAGGAGGAGAGAGAGGAGGGUAGAGAAGACGCGCAGGGCUUUGGAUCCAUCUUCCUUGGCUGCCACUUUUUUUUCAACUCAUCUGCCUGAGCCUGCAGUUCAUCUUCAUGUUGAGUCUUAAUCACACRCAGCACAUCAGAUAGAGUUGCCCCGUUCCCCGUGGAGGAUAAUGGAACGGCUGUGGUUCUUUUUGCUGUUGCUGGCAGCGGCUUGCAGGGGACAGCCAUGUCCAAAACGUUGCAUGUGCCAGAGCCUUUCUCCAUCGCUCGCUAUCCUCUGCUCCAAGACAGGCCUGCUCUUUGUUCCUGCUGCCAUCGAUCGGCGCACUGUGGAGCUAAGGCUUCAGGAGAACUUCAUUACAGCUGUCCGAAAAAAAGACUUUGCCAACAUGACCGGCUUGUUACAUCUGACGCUAUCAAGAAACACCAUCAGUCAGAUUCUUCCAUCAGCUUUCAGUGAUCUGCGGCGACUGCGGGCUCUUCAUUUAGACUCUAAUAGAUUAACUGUGAUCAAGGAUGACCACUUCAAAGGUCUGACUAACCUCCGCCAUCUGAUCUUGGCCAAUAACCAGCUUCACUCCAUAUCCCCUCAUGCCUUUGAUGACUUCGUAUCUACUUUAGAAGAUCUAGAUCUCAGUUACAACAACCUUGCCCAUGUCCCCUGGGACACAAUUGGCCGUCUAACCAAUGUCAAUACCUUGAAUAUGGAUCACAACCUCAUAGAAAAUGUUCCCCAAGGAGUAUUCACAAAUCUGCACAAACUGGCGAGGCUGGACAUGACAUCAAAUAAACUAAAGAAAAUUCCACCAGACCCACUGUUUCUUAGGAUCCCAGUAUACGCCAAGUCUAAAGGCUCCCCGCUCUCCUCUCUUGUGUUGAGUUUUGGUGGUAAUCCUCUCCACUGUAACUGUGAACUUCUGUGGUUAAGAAGAUUAACCAGAGAAGAUGACCUCGAGACAUGUGCCUCUCCCCCUGAUCUCAGUGCCAAGUACUUUUGGACGAUACCUGAAGAGGAGUUUAUUUGUGACCCACCCGUACUGACCCGAAAGUCACCUCAUACUGUUGCUAUGGAAGGCCAGCCUGCCAGUUUAAAAUGCAAAGCCAAUGGUGACCCUGAGCCUGAAGUCCACUGGAUUAGCCCUGAAGGACGACUUAUAUCUAACACCUCCAGAACCUUAGUUUUCCCCAAUGGGAGCCUGGAGAUCAACAUCACAUCUGUGAAGGAUUCAGGAAACUUCACCUGCAUCGCCUCCAAUGCAGCGGGCGAAUCCACAGGAAGGGUGGAGUUACUUGUAACAGCAGUGCCUCAUCUUGCGAACAGCACAAGCCGCAGCCGGGAUCCUUCUUCUGAGCCCGCUCCCUCUGACAUUCUAACCUCCUCCAAGGUCGCACUGCCUAACAACGAGACGAGGGGGGCAGACAGGAGGGUCUCAUUGGUGGAACUCACUGGGAACUCGGCCCUCAUUAGAUGGAACAGUCAGACGCCUACAACUGGAGUCAGAAUGUUCCAAGUCCAGUACAACAGCUCUGGGGAUGACACGCUGGUUUACAGGAUGAUUCCAUCCAGCAGCAACGACUUCCUGGUUCGAGACCUUGCGGCCGGGCGCAGCUAUGAUCUUUGUGUCCUGGCUGUUUUUGACGACGUCAUCACAUCSCUAACUGCCACGCGUCCUUUAGGCUGUCUGUCCUUCACCACCGACACAGAGUUCAGCCAAUGUCAAGCUCUUCACAGCCACUUCUUGGGCGGAACUAUGAUCAUCAUCAUCGGAGGGAUUAUCGUCGCGUCCGUGCUCGUUUUCAUCAUCAUUUUAAUGAUUCGGUACAAGGUGUACAGCCACCAAGGCACAGGCCACGGAAAAGCCACCAUUGCUGCGGCAGUGCCAAGACCACAGAGCAAUGGACAAGGAGGCAGUCAGGUACAAGUCCUGCCUCAUUCAGCUUCAAAGAUGACAGAUAAUCAGGACGAACAGGCGCUUUUGCCAUCCAGGGCCAUGUCGCCCAGCAACCCCGUAAAAGACACAGUGGCACUGGUCGAAGAGGAAAGUAGUGGACAGUUCGCCAUGGCAAAGACUGACUCCUUGUCUAAUGAGGAGCUGCUCUCACCAACCAAGGCCCGCUUCUCUUCCAGGGUUGCCAUUGAGAUGAAAAUCAGGCCGCCGUCUGUCGCCAAAGAGCCCUCAUCUCCCAAGGAACUGGCAGCAGCAGMUGACAGGCGGCCUCGUGCUGUCGAAUGGAGGAACUUUAAGAUCUGAGGGUCUUUUGGCCUCACAAAGAUAUCCUGCCAACACUACACUUAAAGAACCCUUGAUGCUGUUCUGCCAGAUGUGGAAAAUAAUCACCACCACCAGAGGGAUGAAGCAGGUGAAAACUYAAGAUAAAAAAGAAGAAAAAACAAGGCCCUCUCGCUCAUCUCCCUGCAUCUCCUGUUUCCUGCACCCAUUACUUUGUUUCUAUGGAUAUUAUGGUGUUAUGAACCUAAGAAAUCCGUUUUUCUUUCAAGUGCUUAUCCUGGUUCACACCUYUGGACCGGAUUGGAUGGGCCAAUCAAGACCUGGUGACAGUUGGGCCAUUUUUGUCAUGCAAUGGAAGGGCAUUUUCACUUUCAAACAUCAAAAUAAAUGGGAAAUGGAAAUGUUAGAAGGAAGUCAUUUGCAACAUUGAAAAUGGAAGAAAAAUUUGCUUCACUUUGUCUGGGGAAGCAUCAAGAUACAGAGACACUAAGUGGAUGGUAAAAACGGAGCCAAAAUGACAGAAAAUGAAUGGCUGAGCAUCAAAGGGAUUUUGGAUCUAUAGAAUAUUAAACUCCAGCAGCAAGCAGAAUGGACAUUAUGACUGACUUGACAGAAAAGUCAGAGGAAAACACUCUUUAAGUGGGUUUGGGGUUUGAUAUAACUCUGACAUGGUGUGAUUUGCACUUUAUUAAUUAAAGCUAAAUCACACAACACUGUCAAACGCUGAUGAACUGACCCGUUCUUUGAGAUGGGUCUAGACCACACCUGGACCUUAUUUUCUCUUAGUUAGAAUCAGAUCUUAAAAGUAUGCACAAAACCUGAACUUGAAUGAGUUUUUGCAGACAGAAAAGACUAAACACGGACUCAGAGGAGCAAAAACUGGAGUUUUUACACUGAUGUGCUGCAGGCUAAACUGUAGAAGACUGCUCAGCCCUGUUUUCAGUUCAAUACUCUUCGUGCUUUCGGCUAUAGUUGGGAUUGACAACCUUGUGGAGGUUCACUGGCAUCUCUAACUGCACUGCAGGCCUGCUUAAACAGACCCAGUGAUCAGAAGAAAAGCCACAUGCUGGAAGUCGAGAAAGACGGAUGAAGCGCUCAGAAACAAAUUAUAAGUAGCAGGGUACCAUCUCACAUCAGUCAUUAUUGAUAUCACAAAGCACAACUUUUUCAUCUGAAACAUUGUCAUCCCUUCCAACACUGCAGCGCUUCACACAAAUUGUUCUACUCUGCAAGUCAUAAAAUAGUUUAAUGUGAAGAAAAUCGACGUUUUAAGCGUGAAUUAUUUCAAAAUCUGAAUUUUAGCAUCUAGGCUGUCAUCAUUCAAGCACACUACGUCUUCAUUUUCAACACUGAGUGCAUUUACGUACACAGAGCCUUGUUAUUAACUGGAUGCAGAUAUUGGGAUAUUUGGUCUCUCAGCAGCUACAUCUUUAUAUACACCUUUUAGAUAUUCAUUUAGCAUAUCCUGGGCUCUCUAUAGUGGCAUUUCCUUUCAUAUUUCUGAUCAUUUAACAAGAGUAAAUGGGAUUUGUGGCACAAAUACUAUCUCAAAUUCAUAUUAAAUGUGCAUGUAUUUGCACUCACUGCUGCUCCCCAGAGUCAGAAUAACUCAUUUUGGUUCUCUACUUAUAUGUAGAACGGUAGAACAGAAAAAGAAAGGAGAACCUCAAACCUUUUGGUCAAUCCCAGAAUAAGCACAUCACUUCCCCCAAAAAAAAAUAACAAAUAGUGUUCACUUUCCCCCCCUCUUGUAUUCCUCUCACUUUUGUUGAGGGGGCAGGGGCUUUAUCUUUUGUAUGUGUACAUAAAGCAAUUUAAAAUCUAUAGUUUUGUACAUGUAAUUUUUAUGGUGUGUGGAUAUUUUCUAAUAAAACAAAAGAAAAUUAAAUGGGUGAUUCUU
This is a messenger RNA of Austrofundulus limnaeus, 5248 nucleotides long. Its product is annotated as leucine-rich repeat and fibronectin type III domain-containing protein 1-like protein. Gene Ontology annotation, molecular function: protein binding. The coding region runs from base 1288 to 3369 and encodes 693 amino acids. Lineage: Eukaryota; Metazoa; Chordata; Actinopteri; Cyprinodontiformes; Rivulidae. The record is from RefSeq and is a predicted model, not a curated record. The transcript is spliced from 12 exons.